AUGGAAACAAUGGAAGAUAGAAAAAGAACCUACUCGGAACAAAGCUCGUCUUCAUCGGACAAAAGUCCUCCUCCUAAGAGACAACUUUUAUCAUCACAACAAUCAAGGCCAAGUCAAAGUGUAAAUGGUCAAGCCACUUCCUCCUCAAGUAGCUCAAAUAAUAACCAGGAUUUUGCUAAUCUGGAUAUUUCUGAUCCAAAAUGGCUCGAGUGUUUUCAAAAGGAAGCUAUUAUCCGUGCUUUGCGAGAGUAUAAACGUGAAAGUGAGCGGAUAAAUAAAUGGAACGAACAACUUAAAGAAAAGCAGAUUAAUUAUGAAGACCAUUUAAGUGUUGUAAAUAGGUGUUGGAAUAAGCUACUAAACGAUUUACGAAUGAUUAUAUCCAGAGUUGAUGAAGAUGGAUAUUUGUCGAGCUUGAUUCCUUCAGACGUGCAACUUAGAGAAUCAAAAUUCCUUGCUCAAAUAUCACAAUUUGAGCAAGAUGAUGGAAUUAUCGAAAGUAUUGAGAAAUCAUUGUCAGAAAAGUUUGAAAUUACUAAAGAAGUUAUUACCGUACUACUAGAGAAGAUAAUUGCGUGGAUAGAACAAAGAAAUAAAUUAAUAAAAUUCUUACAAAAUGAAAAAGAUCCAUUGUUGAAGGAGAGUAAAGUAAUUAUAAGCCUUAAGAAUGAAAACGAAAGCCUGAAUCUUCUCAACAAGCGUAAUCAGAAGGAACUCGAUGAAUUACAAGAACAGCAUCACACGGUAUCAUUCGAGAUGAGUACUAUCAAGGACGAACUCGAAAAAACAAAAAAUCGACUUGAAGAAGUUGAAGGACGUCUUGAGAUUACUAAGGAUGAGCUUUCACAGGCAGAAAAGCGCUUUGAUAGAUCUAAAAGCGUGACUCUUGGACUUUGGACACAUCCUGGAAGUAAUAUCUUCGGAUCGUCAUCCGUUCCUGAGAAUGAUAAGUCCAAUCAUAGUAAUCGUCAAACAGAAGAAAAUUUAAAACAAUUUAAAUUUUUGGCCGAAUCACGAUUGAAAGAAUUGGAGGACUUAUCUAACGAACGAUCUAAAUUAAAGGAAGAAAUUCUUCAUCUCCGAGAACAAAUUAAAAACCUUCCUGAAGACCGUAUAAUAGAGUCGCAAGUUUAUCGAAAUUUACAAGUUCAAUAUUUUCAUUGUAAAGACACUUAUGAUUAUAUGCGGACGGUUAUGGAACAGAAUAGUCGUGACAUGGAAAAAAUGACAGCAACGCGAAACUCGGCCACAAAUCAAAUACAAGAAGAAACAAAACAAACUAUAAAAGAAACUGAAGAUCAAUUGAAUAAGCUUCUUUUUGAUCUAGAUCGAAUUCGUGCUCAAAGAGAUGAUGUUUCAAUGGAGGUGGAUAAAUUGAGAGCAAUGUUACCGCAAGAAUUUCGUCAAAUAUCUGCCCUAAGGGUACUCGCUAAUGAUAGAAAAACAAUAAUACGUCAGUUAAUGACAGAGAUUCAGAGGCUUAAUAUGAAGAUUUCUGCUAGUGAAGGUAAUAAACAAGCAAUCGAUUUUUAUUGUACACCUGCAGAACCACCGGAUGUUACUUAUGAGGAAAUUCAACAAGGAAAAAAUUCAUUUGAGUUAAUAAAAAAACAAUUAUCAUAUGAUCAUCAUCUACAAGAAGAACUAAACAAAUCAGAGAAAAUAAGAAUCGAGCUUCAAAGAGAAAUUGAUGAGUUAAAGAACAAUUUUGACAUGGGAGAUUAUCAUGAUGUUAUAACUUCGAAGGCUAGGUUAAAACAAGAAGUGGAAGAAUUAAAAAGUAGGCUGGAUGAAUAUGACGAGAAAUAUGGUAUUAAAGAUCCCGGAGAUGAUCCAUUACAUAUGCUUACUACAAAGAUCGAAGAAGCCGAGAAGAAGAUUGAGAAAAUUGAGUUAGAGUGCGAUUAUCUAAAAAAAUUAUUACAAGAACUUGAAGUUUUAGGUGAUCACUGGGCACGUCAAGACCAAGAAAAUACUGUCAAAGUUUUUGAAAUUAUAGCACAUGAUGAAAGAUUGCAAAAUGCGCGAGAAUCUGAAGCAAAAGUGAAACAGAAAUUGAACUCCAUAUGGAUGGAAAAUGUUUCUUUAAAAAAACAGAAGAAUCAUUUAUCUACGGUUAUUCAAAAUCAAACGGAUCUCUUACGACAAAAAGGCUAUCUGGAAGAGAAUCUCAAAUCACAACUGGAUAAUGCCAACAAAGAACUAGGAUGUUCCAAACAAGUUGUAGAUGUACAUAAACUUAAAUUGCAUGAAUUUACACAACAGAAUAAAGAUUUGAAAGAUAAGAUUGAAAGAAGUAUGACUACACAUAACGAGUUGAAAAAACAACUCGAAGAGAGCAUAAAAUCAUGUGAAAAAGAAGCCCACAAGUCAAGAAGAUUGACCGAAGAGGUUGAAAUGUAUAAAAGACAAGCUGAAGAUCAUCGAAGGACACAAGUAUCAGACACUACUGAGCAACAACUAAUUCAGAAUUAUGAGAAACUACUUAAAUGUUCGUCUUGCGCUAUUCGAUUCAAAUCGCAUUGCUUAUUGAAAUGUAUGCAUACAUUUUGUAAGGAAUGUCUUGAAGCACAAGAAAAAGCACGUAACCAAGUAAAAGACUUAGAUCUUUAUGAACUUCUUGAAAUUAAUUACAAUAGCACAAGAGAAGAAAUUGAUAAAGCAUAUCGUCGUAAUGCUUUUAAAUAUCAUCCUGAUAAAAAUAUAAAUAAUGUUGAAUCAGCAACCAAAUUAUUUCAUCAAAUAUCGAUUGCUUACGAAACAUUAACUGAUCCACGGAAAAAAUUGGAAUAUGAUAACAUUUAUAAAGCAAAGAUUGAGAGCAAGAAAAGAUUUGAAAAGUUGGAUGCUAAACGAAAGGUUAUGAAAGAAGAACUUGAGGAAAGAGAGAAAGCUGCAAAACAGACGAAAAAGGCAACAACUUUUUCACAGGAAUCUCGAGAGGCAAAGAUUGAACGGAUUAAGGAGGAAACAGCUCGAAGAAGGCAGGAAAAAGAGGAAAAGUUACGACUUUCCGAUCAAAGGUCGAAAGCAUCAACAACACAGAGAACUAAUUCAGCACAAAGGCCUUCAUCAAAGCAAACAUUUGGAUAUAAAGAUUUUGAAACAAUUGUUUUGAAUAAAAUGAUUGAACGAGAAAGGUUAGACAGAGAAAAAUUUGGAGAGAAAAGUGAAUCAAGUAUGGAAGUAUAG
Messenger RNA from Funneliformis geosporum, 3192 nucleotides. NCBI's taxonomy places the organism in Eukaryota, Fungi, Glomeromycota, Glomeromycetes, Glomerales, Glomeraceae. The record is from the annotation of a GenBank genome assembly.